CUUCUUUCUCUCUUUUUCCAGCAGCCACUUGAGCUCACACGAAAAAUCCUCCGAGAUAAGCAGAACAAGAAGAAUUCUGGUCAGCCCAUUCCAGGAUUUCCAUCCUGGGUGUAUGAGAGACCUGCACUUAUUGGUGAUUUCUUAAUUGGCACCAGUUUAAGCACUGAUACAACGGUACCUAUAGGUACUUUGCCAUUAGCCUCCCAAGAAUCUAUGAUUGUGGAGGACUUGCUGUACGUUCUGAUUGGUGUGGAUGGAAGAUACAUCACAGCGCAGCCUCUCAUAGGCAGGCAGAACCGAAUGUUUUCAGUCGAUCCAAACUUGGACUUGUCCAUUAAAGAGCUGGUGACCAGGAUCCUUCCCGUAGCAGCAAGUUACUCUGCUGUCACCAGGUUUAUAGAGGAGAAGUCUUCCUUUGAGUACGGCCAGGUAAAUCACGCUCUGGCCGCGGCGAUGCGCACUCUCAUCAAGGAAUACAUGAUACUCAUUACCCAGCUGGAACAUCUGCAGAGACAGGGACUUCUGUCACUGCAGAAACUCUGGUUUUAUAUCCAGCCCACAAUGAGGACCUUGGAGAUUCUUGCUUCGCUUGCUACUUCUGUGGAUAAAGGUGAGUGUAUGGGCGGAUCAACCUUGAGCUUACUCCAUGACAAGACCUUCAAUUACACGGGGGACAGCCAGGCCCAGGAGCUCUGCCUGUAUUUAACCAAGGCAGCCAGCGUGCCUUAUUUUGAAAUUCUGGAAAAGUGGAUAUAUCGAGGCAUCAUUAAUGAUCCAUACAGUGAGUUCAUGGUGGAGGAACAUGAACUACAGAAGGAGAAGAUUCAGGAGGACUAUAAUGACAAGUACUGGGAUCAAAGAUAUACUGUUGUUCAGCAGCAGAUUCCCUCCUUCUUGCAGAAAAUGGCUGACAAAAUACUCAACACAGGGAAAUACUUAAAUGUUGUGCGAGAAUGUGGACGUGACGUUACCUGCCCUGUGGCUAAAGAGGUUAUCUACACUUUAAAAGAGAGAGCAUAUGUGGAACAAAUAGAAAAAGCCUACAACUAUGCUAGCAAAGUCCUUCUGGAUUUCCUAAUGGAGGAGAAAGAGCUAGUGGCUCACCUAAGAUCUAUAAAACACUAUUUCCUGAUGGAUCAAGGAGACUUUUUUGUUCACUUCAUGGAUCUCACAGAAGAGGAACUUAAGAAGCCUGUAGAUGACAUCAUAACUACAAGACUAGAGGCUCUUCUUGAAUUAGCCUUGCGAAUGAGCACAGCCAACACAGAUCCUUUCAAGGACGAUCUAAAGAUUGACUUGAUGCCUCAUGACCUCAUUACACAGCUCUUGAGAGUAUUGGCCAUAGAAACAAAACAGGAGAAGGCCAUAAUCAGUGCAGAUCCCACAGAGCUCACCCUCAGUGGUCUGGAGGCAUUUUCCUUUGACUACAUUGUUAAGUGGCCUCUGUCACUUAUUAUAAACAGGAAAGCACUGACAAGAUACCAGAUGCUUUUCAGACACAUGUUCUAUUGCAAACAUGUGGAAAGACAGUUGUGCAACGUCUGGAUCAGCAAUAAGACGGCCAAGCAAUUCUCCCUGCAUUCAGCUAAGUG
Messenger RNA from Merops nubicus (carmine bee-eater), 1592 nucleotides. RefSeq names its product tubulin, gamma complex associated protein 2 (gene TUBGCP2). The record is from RefSeq and is a predicted model, not a curated record. Gene Ontology annotation, biological process: cytoplasmic microtubule organization; spindle assembly; meiotic cell cycle. NCBI's taxonomy places the organism in Eukaryota, Metazoa, Chordata, Aves, Coraciiformes, Meropidae. The annotation marks the transcript as partial. Gene Ontology annotation, cellular component: spindle pole; equatorial microtubule organizing center; centrosome. Gene Ontology annotation, molecular function: gamma-tubulin binding; microtubule minus-end binding. The transcript is spliced from 9 exons.